Scheffersomyces amazonensis is the source of this 4245-nucleotide messenger RNA. RefSeq lists its product as uncharacterized. The transcript has 2 exons. The record is from RefSeq and is a predicted model, not a curated record. NCBI's taxonomy places the organism in Eukaryota, Fungi, Ascomycota, Pichiomycetes, Serinales, Debaryomycetaceae. Bases 325 to 4245 code for a protein of 1306 amino acids.
CGUCAAGAAAUAUUGUGAAAACAUGAAUAUCCAUAAAUCUUCAUCUGGAAUUCCACAAGCUUCACAUAUACUUAUAAAUGAGUUAGUGAAAAUACCCAUUGCUGUUAAUUGAACAAAAGAUUGAGCUGCUAUUCCCAAUAGUGUAUGUUUCCAAUAUCUCUUUCCAAAUAUAUGACCAUAAGUACAAGUUUUAAUUUCUGAACCGGCAGUAUAAGCUCUAAGAACAUAAUCUCGUUCACUAGUAUAAAAGACAGGCAGAUUCAUAUCCAAAUGAUUAUAGUUUCUAAUCUUUCGUAAACUUUUUGUAGCUUCUUGCCAUUUAGAAUGAGAUGCAAGCCAUUUGGGGGAUUCUGUAGUACACUAUAUUCCCUGAUAGGAAUUAAAACAGGAGAACAAGGAGUUAACGAGAAUGAGGAUAUAACCUUUGCUAAGCGGACAUUAGCCAGUUCACCAAUUAUAGAGAAUAUUAUACCGGAGUUUAGAGUCAAUAUCAGAAAACCUUUCAAAGGUGUAUCGAGUGCUUCAUUCAAUGAUGAUGAUUAUCAAGUAUUAAUACCCAAUGAAAUGGAUUCGCAAUUGGAUGCAUUUAGUGAUGAUGAACUGGAUAAUGAGAUAUUUCCCCAAAAUCAGAAUCAGAAUCAAACCCCUAGCACUAGUGCUACUACUACUACCAGUACUACUAGUACCACUACUAGUACCAAGAUAAGAUCAGUACAAAUCUUAGUGAAACUAAGAUCACUAUUAAUUAAUGGAAUUGAAUUCACUACCAAAUCAGAAAUCCGAUCUUCAUGUGUUAUACCGGGAAUCCAAACUCAUGGAGGUGAAGAUUCCUUACUAAUAAGUUUAAAAUCAGGAUUCAUAUUAUUGAUUAGAUUAUAUUAUAUACCUCGUCAAUAUAUGGAUUCAGAUUAUAUUCAUCAAACCAAUUCUCCUGUGAUUCAUACGGGCAAUUCUAUAUUUAAACCAUUUGUAGUUCAAUGGUGGAAUAUGAAUAUGUCAAUUAAUGAUUAUUUAUUACCCAGUGGUUGUACAUUACAUUCGGAUAAAAGUGGACUUUCGGUAGUAAGUACAUCUGCUUCAAGAGCAUUUAGAAUAUAUAAUGUUCAAGUAGGGAAUUCCGGAAUCAUAUUGAAAAAGCAUUUUAAUGUUAAAAUUAAUGGAAUUAUAUUACAUUCAUGUUUUGCUAAUCCAUUUACAAAUAGUAAUAGUAAUAGUAUUACUAAUAGUAACAAUACUAAUACUAAUAAUACUAAUACUAAUACUAAUACUAAUACUACUAAUACUCAGGAUAUUGAUCAUGUAACAUUUUUGAGUUUAGUCUUUACAGAUUUCCGAAGAUUGGUAAUUGAACUUUGUUCAUGGUCUACAGUAGAAGCCAUAACUCAAAGUUUUAAAAAGACUUCAUUACCUUUACCUAAUAAUUUUGAAAUCCCUAUAUUAGUAAUAUCCUUAGGUAAUAAUAAUAGUUUUCUAUUUAUUAAUCAAUCUAAUUUAAUAAUAGUUAGUAUCCAAAAUAUUCUAUCUGCUGAUUAUAGUUUUGCUACUUGUGAAAGUCCCUGGUCACCAUCGGAAUUUCCUACUAAUUAUUAUAAAUCGGCAUCAAUAUCUGAAACUGAAUCUGAAACUGUUUCAGAUUCUAAAUCUGAUCAAGUAUACAUAUCUACUGAUGCAGGGAUAGUGUAUAAAAUCAUGAUAUCUAAUAAUCGAAUCAUUCUGUCAAGUGCUAUCAUAAGAGUAGCUGAUCCUAUAUCUAUAUUCUCUCUAGAAUUAUGUCCUAAGGGGUUCAACUUUAUCUAUGGGAGUGAUAGUGGAGGUAAUAAGAGUCUAUUAAUAAAGCACUUGUCAAGUCUAUCAACAAGUGAUGGAACCAUUAAAUUUUCUGAACCUCGAUUAAUAAAAGACUAUAAGAAUUGGUCACCAUUAUUAGAUAUAGAAAUUCUUAAUUCAUUCCGUCCCACCAAAUUUAAUUAUAUAUCUAAUCAAGAAUUAUGGGGUAUCUCUGGAUUAGGUAAACGAUGUAAAAUAAGUCAUUUCAAAUAUGGAUAUAGUGCUCAAAGAAAGAGUGAUACUUAUGAAGUAUUAAGAAAAGCUCAUAAAUUAUUCGAAGUCUCAUUAGAUGGAGAAUUUUAUCUUGUUUGUACAUUCCCCUAUCAAUCAGUAGUAUUAAAAUAUAAGAAUGAAUGGAUAUUAACUGAAGUAUCCGAUGCUAAAAUCCUUCCAGGUGCCACUAUCUAUGCUGGUAGUAUAAUAAAUGAUAAAGAAGAAGAAGUCUUAUUUCAAGUCAGUAGUAAUGAAAUGUUAUUAUCUGAUUUUUAUGAAGAACUUAAUCGUCAAGUAUUUACUAAUAAGAUUUUGUAUUGUGAUGUAUAUCAGAAAUGGGUUGUACUCAUCAGUGAGGGCGAGAGAGACGGGGAGACAGUACUUGAGUUAUAUAAAUUUAAGUCAGAUGAUGAGGAGGAGGAGGAUGGAGGUAUAGUUGAAUUAAUUGCUAGACAUCCACUCCUGAGUCAGCCAUCAACCGUUAAGCUACUAACCCUAAAUAAUCCCCAUAACUUAUUCAUAGCUGUGGGCACAUUUGAUGGGAACUUAGAACUUUAUGAAGGUCCCUUACUCAAUUAUCAUCGGACCAUAUGGCUUGAACACUAUAACCAAUACGCUAAAGAUGAUUUUAUUGGCGAAGAGAUGGUUAUAGCUCAUGAUAUAGUUGAAAUUAAUAACUACCUAUUAAUUGGAUCAAGUCAGGGCCAUACCCUUAAAUUCCAUAUAAAUGAUAAGGAAGAAUUGGUAUGUGAUUAUUUCCUUAAAAUAGGUACUAAUCCCAUAACUUUUUGUAUAAAUCUCGAUUUAAAUAUUACCUUUAUUGUAUGUAAAGGAUUAUGGAUGUUAAAUUUAUAUGAAUCUCAAUAUCCUAUGAGAGUAUACUUUGAUGAAACUUAUGAAAGAAGUAUAUUUGCCGUUAUGCCUAUUCCGAAAAAUAAGGUUGCAGAGGAUCUGCAAAUAUAUUUUGCAGCCAUUCGAGAAGAUGGGUUGCUGCUUUGUGCAGUCUCCACCUUUAUAGGACCGUGUGUUAAACAAAUAAGUAUUCCUGAACCAGUUAAACGAAUUCGAUAUUUGGAUUAUUUAUCGAUAUUUAUGAUCCUUUGUAAAUCGAAGAAUCCCAAGAAUCGUUUGAAAUUCUUUGAUAGGAAAUCUAUGAAACUAUUAAAUCAUCAAGAGGUUAGUGGUAGACAUGGGAGUCGAGAAAUUAGUAUAUUUAGUAAGAAUGAGUAUCCUAUUUCUUGUUGUAUAUGGUCUAUAUUGAGGAAUGGUCAUUAUACGAAGAAGGUAUUGAUUGGAUGUUCAGUUGAACUGGAUGGUGGUGGUGGUGGUGGUACCACUGGCUCUGGCUCUGGCUCAUUUAAAGUACUUGAUAUCUCCAAACGCAUAUCCAAUGAACUGGAAUCGAUCUCAGUAAAGGUCACUGAACUCAUCUCAUUUCCAUUCGAUAAUCCCAUCACCAACAUUAUUCAAAUUAAUAAUGAUAUCCAUUUUAGUAGUAAGAAUCAUAUUUGUUAUACCAGUUAUGAUUUAGAAGAAAAACGUCUAAAACCAGUAACUAUCUUGGCUACUUUGGCCAGUGAGAUUAUCUCCAUGGAUUAUAAACCUAAAGAUCAAUUGUUUAUAACCACUAAAUUCGAUUCAGUAUAUAAAUUACUCUAUAUUGGUGAUGGAAAUAAGGUCACUUUAAAGUAUAUAUCCAAUGAUCCAUACCCCAACAAUUUCAUAAAUCAAGCUCAAAUGGGGGGGAAGAUAGUGGCCGGUGAUCAAUUGCAUUCCUCCUUAUCCAUUAUAGAUUAUGAGAAUGAUAUGUAUUCAUCGAGAGUAUCGUUCAAAGUGCCCAGUCUUCCUCGAGUAUACGAAGCAUCGUUUAGGUGUGUAUGGAUGCCUACCACCACCACCACCACCACUACCACCAACAAUAACAACACUAUUCUAAUCAUUGGAGUCAAUGGAGAAAUCGGCUAUCUCAGUCUAUUGAAUAGAAAUGGCCUUCAGUACACUACUCUAAAGAAUAAGUUAGGCAUCACCACCUCCAUUGAAGAAGAGAUCAAGAAAUUAGACAGACCAUUCUUUAACAAACUCAGUGGAACUGGACUACUCUCUCUAAACAAACCGGCCUUUGAUUAUAAGGGCAAUAGUGGCAAGUUUAUUGAUUAUGAUCUACAAGAGAUCAGUACCAAAUGUACAAUUGAAUUCUGUAUUUAG